AUGACAGUGAAGAUUCGGACCAAAAAGAGAAUUUAGAAACAGAAAUAGAAGAGAGAGAAGAACGGGAGGAGAAAGAGGAGAAAGGACAGCUCAAACAAAGGAAGAGAAAGGGUGUGGGAUCAAUGGAAGAUCUGUGGGAUGAAAAUAUUUUCGAAGACUCUACACCCUCUAAGAAGAUUCCAAAAAAAGACGCAGAUUUAAAGGUGUGUGAUCCUCUAGAGAAGGCCCCUGUACUGAAGAUAUCACUAGGAAAGCAGAGUACAGUUGUUAUGUUCCCGCCACCUCAACCCUUGCCAAGUACAAGUUCACAGACAUCUGAUUCUUCUUCUAGUUCAAGUACUAGGACAGAUAAACCUGAUAGGGUUAAACUCAUUAUUCCAUCUCAGUUUAGAGGACGAAACUGUACAGCUGAGGCCAAGGCUGCGAAGCGUGCACUGAAGAAAGCAAAGAAGGAAGCUCAGAGAAAGGUGAUGAUGUCACCUCGCUACCUUCACAGCUGGUCACCUUCCUACCUGCCCAGCAGAUCCCCUUGUCAUCUUACUUCCAGAUCCCCUUCAUACCUCUCCAGUCGGUCACCAUCAUAUCUAGCUUGUCGGUCACCAUCAUAUCUUUCCGGUCGGUCACCAUCAUCCUUGCUUAGUCGGUCGCCAUCGCAGCAUAGGAACUUUUCCCCGGGACAGAGUCCUGCACAUAGAGGAGUAAAUGCAUCACCAGCCAGAUUCAGUCCUUUCCCCUCGCCUGUUCAGAGUUUUCCAGCUGUACCGGCCGGUCAACCCUCAUCACUUCUAUCACCUGUGUAUCCGAACAGGUUUAGUUGCCCGGUGACCCCUGAUAGUCCUGCCUACACCCUGGUCUGCCCUAGCUCACAGAAAAUAAUUAUUAGGAAAAAUAAGAAGAAGAAACACAAAAAGAAGGAAAAAGAUCUGAAUGAGGAGAAGAAGGAGAAUAAAGAGGAGAAGAUUAAAAAUGAAGUUUUGGAAUUCUCUGUUUCACAAUCAAUCAAUUCAUCAGAUUUAACCAUCAAAGAUCCUGAAUCUGGAGUUGGGACUGCUAGACAAGAAUCCUCGGAGGAUGAAAUAUAUUUUGACGAGAUCGCUGAACCUAUUCUUGAGAAACCAGGAAUCUCGAUGGAAAGCCAGGAGUUGGCUGACGGAUUGACCCUGCGGCGAGGAGAUGUAGUUUGGGCCAGGCAGGGCAGGAAACCAUACUGGCCGGCAAAGAUAAUACAUCUUCUUCUACUGGAGGAUAGAGUUAAUCCAGAACUUAAAAUACAACAUGCACAGGUAUCUUGGUACACAUCUGUGACCACGUCAGUGCUACCCUCGGCCAACCUAGCACCAUUUCUUGAUAAAUACGAGAAUAUAUUCCACAAGCGAAGGAAAGGAGCUUAUAAAACCGCAGUAAAGCUUGCAGCUGACGAUGCAAGAGGGUCGAGCCCAGUGAGUUCAGCAUUAUUAGUUAGUCCAACUUCUAUUCAAAGAGAUAGUCCUUAUCAAAAUAGUCCAAGAUGUCAAAGUCCUACUCUAGUCCAUAGUCCAGUUUUUGUUCCUAUCCACAGCCCAGUUCAGCAUCAGAUGAUACAUAGUCCGCUUCUAGUUCAUAGUCCAGCACAGUCCCCGACACUAGCGGCAAAGUAGGGACCAGUACAGUCCCUGACACUAGGGACCAGUACAGUCCCUGGCACUAGAAACCAGUACUGUCCUUGACUUUAGGGACCAGUACAGUCCUUGACACUAGGGACCAGUACAGUCCUUGACACUAGGGACCAGUACAGUCCUUGA
Molecule: messenger RNA, 1781 nt
Organism: Eurytemora carolleeae
Lineage: Eukaryota; Metazoa; Arthropoda; Copepoda; Calanoida; Temoridae
Product: PWWP domain-containing protein 2A
Source: RefSeq, a predicted model, not a curated record